Messenger RNA from Closterium sp. NIES-65, 1257 nucleotides. NCBI's taxonomy places the organism in Eukaryota, Viridiplantae, Streptophyta, Zygnematophyceae, Desmidiales, Closteriaceae. The record is from the annotation of a GenBank genome assembly.
AUGCAGCUUUUCCUACAGUGCGACAGGAAAGACGGUCUCUCACUGUUCGAUGUCACGUCUGGCGCCUCUGCUGCCCCAGCUGCCGAUGCUGACAGCACUGUUCGCUCACAGUGGGCCACACGCGAUGCUGCUACCCGUCUUGCUGUGCGUAGUCACUUGCCAUCCUCUGAGCGCGCGCACUUCAGUCAGUACAAGAGUGCUAGGACCUUGUACGACGCUAUAGUCGCACGCUACUCUUCCCCUGCCACAGCUGCCCUUAGCCGCCUCAUGCUGCCGUACCUGUUCCCUGACCUCGCCGUCUUUCCCACAGUCGCUGACCUCAUUACGCACCUUCGCACUAGUGACACCCGCUACCGCGCUGCGCUUCCUGCUGAAAUCUGCGCCAAGAACCCCCCCCCCAUGUACAUCACCCUCUACUACAUAGUCACCCGGCUCCCUGACUCCCUUCGCUCGGUCAGGGACCACUUCCUCUCUGUUUGCCCCACCACACUCACCGUUGACCUCCUCGAGGAGCGCCUCCUGGCAGCUGAGAAAAGUAUAGUCGCUGUAGGAUCCUCUCGUGGUGACCCUCGUGCCCCCUUCUUUGAGGGGUGCUCCUCCUCCUCCCUUUUGCCCUCUGUUGCCUCUGCUGCUGCCGUCAACUUCGAUGGCACCGAGUCGGUCGGCGCUGCGUCUGCCCUAGCGGGAGACGCCGCACCGGCAAGGGCAAGGGGGGAAAGGGCGCUAGAGGGGCUGGCGGGGGCGGUGGAGGUGGCGGUGGAGGCGGCGGAGGGAGUGGGGGUGGCGGUGGGAGUGGUGGCGGGGGUGGGGGCUUCGGUGGCGGCGGUGGAGGCGAAGGCGGCGGCGGUGGCGGUGGGAGCGGAGGCGGCGGUGGCGGAGGUGGCAGCGGCGGAGGUGGAGCUGGUCGGGGUGGCUCUACGCAGCGGGGCGGCUUCGGUGGUGGUCAGCGCCAGCACCAGCAGCGCACUCGUGAGACCCCUCCCCCCCAGCAGCUUCGUGAGUGGUACGCUGCGCGUCAGCGGGGUGGGGGUGCUGGUCCUUGUGCCUACGUCGGAGGUUGCUAUCUUUGAUCUGGAUUAUGAUGCUAUUCUUGCUGCCAUGUAUGUUGUGUCUACUAGUGAUGAGGGUGACUGUUACCUGUGUGUUCCGCCUGACCCGGGCAUUGAGACUGCUGCUCUAGGAGAAGGUGACGCUGCUGCUCUAGGUGCUAGUGCGUCUACUGCCCCAGGUGCUAGUGAGUCUGCUCUCUCAGUCUAA